This is a messenger RNA of Thelazia callipaeda (thelaziosis nematode), 1206 nucleotides long. Lineage: Eukaryota; Metazoa; Nematoda; Chromadorea; Rhabditida; Thelaziidae. The record is from the annotation of a GenBank genome assembly.
AUGUCAAAGUUAAGUCGAAAGCCAACAAAUGAAUUAGAGCGAAUGAUGCGUAAGGGUGAUGAUUGGUCUGCAAAUGAUUUAUUCAAAUUUCAACAUGGUAAUUUGGAUCAUUAUGAUAUGGAUGAAAAGCGAGCAAUUUGUACAGAAUGGCUUAGGAGAUUACAGAAAAUACCAAAAAAAUUUUGCUAUCUAGCGUGGUAUGCAUCUGCAAUGUAUACAUGUUAUUAUCGCUUAGCUCCAUUAAUCACUGAUAAGGAAGAAAAAAAACGGAUUUGGAUUGAUGUGAAACGAGAAUAUGCCGAAAUAUUUCUUAUGGGUCGACGAAUUUGGAGGCGACCGACGCAUCCUACCAGACUUCGGAUACUGUAUGAUUUAGCUAUGCUGUGUGUACGAUUCAAUGAUGUGCAUAAUGAUGAGACAGUAUUAUUAUUUCGAGAUUUGCUUGAUGACAAUGAUAAUUUCAACUUCGAAGUUCUAGAUGAUAUUGAAUAUGCGCAGUCUAUCGACAAGACUGUACGCUUAGAAAAUCACGUUAUUGAUCUAUUUUAUCAAAGACGUAAGUCAAGUUGUUCUACGCGCUCUAGUUUUUAUUCCAAAGGCAGUACUGAAACUCCUCGAAGCAGUUUCCGUAGCUUAAAAGCAAAAAGCGAUGAAGUGAAAAGCUCUAAAUUAAGAAAUGGAUCAUUUUUAUCAAUCCCAGAUAAUAUGAUAUCUGAUUCAGCAAUAAUUACAAGCGUGAUUACGUCAAAAAGUCCUGGUGUUACUCGCAGGCAUAGUGUACGUUUUGCUGAAAAAUCUAGCAAAAAAUCACCAUCAGAUGAUGAUCUAUUAUGUCUUAACGAGAAAACGACUAAGCGAGAAGAAACUGUGACAGAGGACACUAUCAAACAACAAAUGGAUGAUACUACUGUAGCUACCAAUGUUAAGGAUCUGAGCAUGAUAAAUAACAUUGAAACUGAUACUGCAACUGAUAUAAAUUCGUUACAAACAGAUUGUUUGGAAUCUGAUGAAGUUGUUAAGAAUGGUAAAAUUACUGGAAUUACAGUAAGGUCUGAUAGGCAUAUUGUAAUUAGAAAAGAUUCAGAUCAUGCAGAAGCAUACAAAACACUAUCAGAUUUUGUAAUUUGUCGAAAAAAAGCUUUUAUUUCUGUUUCUCCAUCCAGAAAAUCUCUUGAAAUAUUUGAUACCACUAAACGGGAAAUGUAA